AUGGGGUCGACCGCGUUGGAGACGAAGCUAACACAGCUAACUAUGGCAACGAAAAGAACUGCUAACAUUUUGGAUGCAGGUAAGAUCGAGCCGAUUAAAACGCACCUCGAAACGCUGCAAACAAUUGUGCGAGAAACAAACCAAAGUAAACGCACUGCAGAGGCAGAAAAAAUUGACCAGAAAGAGGACAUUUCCGACAUUAAGGCAUGGAAUGACGAAAUUGAAAAGCAACUCGAAACGGACGACAAUGAGGUCAAACGUCUUCAGGAUUGGCUUGAUGAAAAGGAACAUACACAAAAGUUUGCAGCGCAAGAGGAACAAUUUCAGUUUGAGAUUAAAUUGCAUGAGAAAAAACUACAAAUGCAAACCGAGCUUGCUAACAUGUCUAAAAAUACACCGGAAACGAAGGAAUGCGGGGCAUCUUUUUCCCAAACAGCAAAACUCCCGAAGUUAGUCAUCUCUAAGUUCGAGGGGUCGCACAUGGAUUGGCCCAGAUUUUGGGGCCAGUUUACUGAGGCAGUUGACAAGAGCUCUAUUCCAACAAUCACUAAAUUUACCUAUCUAUGUGAAUUGCUCGGCCCCAGGGUAAAACGAUGUGUAGAAGCCUUGCCCUUUACUCCGGAGGGUUACAACCGCGCAAAAGCAGUGCUAAAAGACAAAUACGGGAAGGAAUCCGAGAUCAUUCAGUGUUACGUUAAAGAAAUUAUCGACCUUCCCCACAUAACGAGUUCAAACACGAGAAAAAUAGCGGAAUUUAGUGAGAAA
Paramuricea clavata is the source of this 765-nucleotide messenger RNA. The record is from the annotation of a GenBank genome assembly. NCBI's taxonomy places the organism in Eukaryota, Metazoa, Cnidaria, Anthozoa, Malacalcyonacea, Plexauridae.